UUCAAAGUUCGUAUGUAACGGAAUAAGUAAGGUCAGUAGAAAACACCGAAAAAAUGUCGGAAAUAAGGAGUUCUAAUAAUAUGGUGGACUUUGUUCGUAGAAAGUCCGUUUGUUUGGUCAAAAAUGUAGAUAUGGUGCUCAUCUACUUCAAAAUGCCGAACGCACUAUUAAUAAGAGAAUGGUUACCUCUCUAUACAAAUAUCUGGGAAAUACAGCAAGAACUUGCGGCCAACAUUUGCGCAAAUGCUGGGAACAUAAUACUGAAAUACAAAGGAUCAGUAUUGGACCCCUGGAUACCGUUAGCAGGGCUCGAAUACGAAGAUGCACUCCUUUUCGUAUUCGAUGUAGAUAUUCUCGAUGAUAUUGAUGGAAAAUUCGGUAAACCGUGGUCAGACAAAACUACAAGAGUUGUGAAAAUAUUGAAUAAAGAAAAUAAACAGAUAGAACUGAAUGUGAUCGUCGAAAUAGAAAACGUAAAGAAGCCUUGGUUAGGGGGGUUUAGGCAUAAAAUAACCAAGGUAGAGUACCACCAUGCCGUUGUCCAGACCGACACGUUUAGAGAGAGGCGCCACAAAAUGGGAGAACCUCCACCCAAGACGAUAGACAAUUCCUCCCAAACACGCAAAUACCAUCCCAAGGAUACUGGAUGUCAGACACGACAUGAUCAUGGCACUCAGAUGCCACUCCCUGGGCUUUACACUGCGACGUAUCGUGACAGGAUUAUCGACCCCGGUACGUAUAAGGAGUACGUCGAAGAGGUACAUUCUAAACUACCUGUCACUUGUCUUAACAAGUUCAAGAAAUUAUGCAUGGAAAUUAUCAAUAGAAGUAAAGAAGAGAAGCUGAGAUUGAAAAGGUUGGUUAUGAUGUCUGAAAAAAUGAAAAUACUCAAAGAGCAUUCCCAGAAAGCUGAAUUGAAUUUCACUCUCUCUACAAUAUACCCGACCGAUAUUUACGGCAUUGAAAACCUUUACAGUUUAGUAAACAACUGGUAUGAUAAAGAAAGAAAAAGACAGCUAGAAGCUUUCGUAUUACCGACAGAUCCAGGUUUCAAGGCUAUCUUACUGAAUUUAUUUAAGAAAAAGCUAAAUUAUCUGCGACAGUUAGAUGUACUCAAGACAAAGCAGAGGGAUGAAUGGAUGAAAAAACACCGAAUGAAACUUUUUGAUGAAGCUGCCAAGCCCAAGAUUCGUUAUUAUCCAAAAGGUAGUAUAACAGUGGUAGAAACAUGUGAUGUAUUAAGAUCGAAAAUUCUUAAGGAACUGUAUAGUUGCUAUAUCAGGCGGGAUUAUAAGCCAGAGGAGAGGGUAGAAAUGUUGCUCCAACUAAAGAGUAACGUGGAAACAACAAUACCGAUCGAUCUGGCACUGCCUUUGAUAGAAUUAUUAAAUCGGGAGAUUGAUAUGCUUUCAAUGGGAAUGAAACAUCUUGAAGGACUCAGGAAGAGAAUCACUGAAAUGCUAUUUUAUUUGUUUACAUCGGAUGAAGUGUUUGAAAAAUCCCUCUCGGAAAGCGAAGAAAAAAUCACCUAUAGCACAAUGAAGUGCAUAAGUUGCAAUGAACUAAAGCCGAAGAAAGCAUUCUUUAAGAGAAGCAGCACUAAUAAUCGUCAUUGUAAAUCUUGUUUGUGGCUUCAUGAUAGAAAUGUAGGAGUUCCUCCACUAGGACCUUACCAGUUUAUGUUAGAUGAAAUGAGGAAAUAUUUCAAAACCAGCAACAACUCGAUCCUUGAUAUAAUUCAACCAUACGAGAUAUUUAGAUUGGUCACUAAAGUGUGGAAUGGUAAAUCUGCAUUAUCGGGUAACAGAGACCCUUACAAACUUUGGCUAGCGAGGUGGGAUGUUGAACAGGAAUGGGCACCUUGGAAUGCAAUUCUUCUAACCAAGGAUGAAGCAGAAAUUCACGAACAAGUAGAAAAGCCAAAAGAUUUUUAUGAACCGCACUUCGUAUUUGAAGUUAGACGUAAACAGUUACAAGCCAAAAUGGAUUUCAAAAAGUUGCGCGAGGAUUAUAUCCAGUGGAAAUACGAUACUGAUAAGGAUUUUAAUGCAAAAGCUAGGCAGAGAAAAGAAGAAUAUUUUAAAUCUUGCGAUCCUUUUUUCCGUCCUGCUGAGUACUUUUUACGAAAGCGGCAGGAUACUAAUAAUGACGCCACUGAAAUCAGAUUAAGUACUUAUUAAUUACAAAACUUAUUAUAGGUUCGAAUUUGAGUUCUAUUUUUUUUUUAAUGGUUUUAAGUAAAAGAAGGUCACGUAUUGAGUCAUUUGUACAUUCGUAAAAUUAUUUUAAUAAAAAACGUGUGGUUAUUU
Molecule: messenger RNA, 2309 nt
Organism: Nezara viridula (southern green stink bug)
Lineage: Eukaryota; Metazoa; Arthropoda; Insecta; Hemiptera; Pentatomidae
Source: the annotation of a GenBank genome assembly